Messenger RNA from Oldenlandia corymbosa var. corymbosa, 2442 nucleotides. Lineage: Eukaryota; Viridiplantae; Streptophyta; Magnoliopsida; Gentianales; Rubiaceae. The record is from the annotation of a GenBank genome assembly.
GGAUGAUGAAUCUCGAUCCUGAACUAACUUCUCCCUAACUUUAGCGGGCGGAGAUGACAAAAUAUACUUCCCAAUUGGAUAAGAGACGCCAAAUUUCGCUAAGGCAUCGGCGACUUCAUAUGGAAGUGAUGCUUGAAAAUUGUUAGAACAAAAGAAAAGAUGGGGAAAAAAGUUGGAACAAAAAAAGGGAAAAAAGAAUUAAAAACAAAAAUUGUCAAUAUAAGCCCAACCCAGCAUAUCGCCCACGCCCAAUAUAAAUCCAGGAAGUUUACAAAAGCCCACUCCCAGCAGCAUAAUAUAUAAUCUGAAAAAUAUCGCGGGAAAGGAAAAUUCCCAAAUUCAUUCCGGCGCCAGUGUCCCUCUUUCGUCAACAGAGAUUCCUCCGACAAUACCGAAAUGGAGCCCAACGAAAUUGAAGAAGAUGAAUUUGGGUUCUCCAGAAACUAUUUCCUGUCAAAGGAAAUUGGCAAUCCCGGCAAAAAGUCUGCUCAUAAGCUCUCUGAUAUUGACCUCGUCGACGAACAGGAGCUCAGAGAUGCGGUUGCCAAAAUUGAGCAGAAACAUGAACAAGAAAUCGACGAUUUGAUUAAAAGCUACAAGAGCUUAUAUCAAGAAUGGGUUCUUGAAUUAAGGUGUGGUUUCGGACUUUUGAUGUAUGGGUUCGGGUCAAAGAGGACAUUGCUUGAAGAUUUUGCUUCCUCUGCACUAGCCGAGUAUUCUGUGAUCGUCAUCAAUGGUUAUCUCCAGUCCAUAAAUCUAAAGCAGGUUCUCAUAACCUUGGCCGAACUCAUGUGGGAUCUUGUUAAAACCCAAACGAACACUAGUUCUGGAACUUUGUGUAAACAUCAGCAACCAUUCAAUACUCGAUCCAUGGAUGAUUUGAUAGCUUUUCUGAAUACAUCACACAUAGAGGAUGAUGAUUGUUUUGUCUGUGUUGUUGUCCACAACAUUGCUGGACCUGGUUUGCGUGACCCUGAAACUCAGCAAUAUCUUUCAAGACUUGCUGCUUGUCCCAAUAUACGCAUCGUUGCUUCCAUUGACCAAGUGAAUGCCCUACUCUUGUGGGAUAAGAAGAUGGUUCACACCCAGUUCAACUGGUAUUGGCACCAUGUCCCUACCUUUGCACCAUACAAAGUGGAAGCGACAUUUAUGCCUCUCAUUCUUGCUCAGGGCAGUAGUUCGCAAAGUGUCAAGACAGCUUCAAUUGUUCUGCAGAGCUUGACACCAAAUGCUCAGAGCGUAUUCAGAGUUCUUGCGGAACAUCAACUUGCUCAUCCUGAUGAAGAAGGGAUGCCAACCAAUAACUUGUAUGCUAUAUGUCGAGAGCGGUUCUUGGUGAGUAGCCAAGUGACAUUGAAUUCUCAUCUGACAGAAUUUAAAGAUCAUGAGUUAGUCAAGAUGAGACGAGAUUCUGAUGGCCAAGAUUGCUUGUACAUUCCUAUUCCGAAUGAGGCACUUCAAAAGAUUAUGCAAGAGCUUAGUCAAUAGGGAAGAGAUCCUGUUCAAAGCUUCUCCAAAGUUUAUGGUGGAAAAUUCAGAUUGGACGACUCUGUGAGCUCUUUUAGUCAAAUUACAGCAUGAGCAAGAUCAACUUCACUGUCUCUACUCUUUAUCAACGCCAUUCACUCUCUUUUUUUUUUUUUUUUUGGCUUUAUUUUAAACUGGGAUGGGAAGAGAUGAGUGAAUUGUUCAAGAGAAUUCAGAUCAUAGUCAGAUUAUGUUCUGUCGGUCUACCAUCUAUAGUAACAGGAUAUUUAUUUCUUAGCGAAAUUGGUGUUUGUUGCGUCUCAAGAUGUUGAGCAGCUUGAAUUGUAGGUUUGGUGGGUGGAACAAAAUUUGCCUAUGUGGAGGUUUUGUAGUUUAUUUCUGCAAAUGAUCUAUGAUCAGAUCGAUGGCAGGUUUCAUGUUAAAUGGACAGCAACAAUAUUUGCCUAGCUGGAGCUUUUGUGAUUUGAGGGUAUCAAACAUCAGGCUGGAAUGUUUGUUAUCAAGCUUCUCAAGUCUUCUGGUGUUUCAUUGUAUUUCAAGAUGCUGAGCCGGUUGAACUGUAGGUCGUGAGUGGACUGCAACAAUAUUUUGAUAGCUGGAGGUUUGGUAGCUUAUUUUUGAAAAUGAUAAGCGAUCAACUGUAGAUUUUCAAUGAUAAAUGUACUGCAACAAGAUUUUCCUAGCUUGAGCUUUUGUGGUUUAAGGGCAUGGAAAAUCCGUAGAAUUCCUUUCUGAUUCCUUCAUUUUGCCGUUGGUUCAGUAGUCAAGAAUGUUGAAUUCGAACUGGUUUGCAUGACUCUGAAACUCAGCAGUAUCUGUUAAGAAUCGCUGCUUCUCCCAGUAUGCGUGCCUAUAGUCGCUUUCAUUUACCAUGUGAAUGCAAUACUCUGUACGAACUAUUCAUUUGGGGAACUUACUUUAAGACAGUGUUAGGUAUUGUUAACAAGUAGAGAG